Messenger RNA from Haliotis rubra (blacklip abalone), 1060 nucleotides. RefSeq names its product transforming growth factor-beta-induced protein ig-h3-like. The record is from RefSeq and is a predicted model, not a curated record. NCBI's taxonomy places the organism in Eukaryota, Metazoa, Mollusca, Gastropoda, Lepetellida, Haliotidae. Gene Ontology annotation, molecular function: cell adhesion molecule binding. Bases 58 to 930 code for a protein of 290 amino acids. Gene Ontology annotation, biological process: extracellular matrix organization; cell adhesion. The transcript is spliced from 6 exons. Gene Ontology annotation, cellular component: extracellular matrix.
GAGAUAACAAACACAUAGCUCCAACUGGCGUCAGGUCUCACGAAGAUAUCGAUUAUAAUGGCUUCAGUUUGCUGUGGCGUGUUCCUGUUGUUGACGGCUGUGUCCGCCGUGAGGGACAACGUGACGCUGUUUGACGAUGCUAAUUACUAUGGUGCCACUUCAUUGACAGAUUACCUCACCGAUGCGGGGCUGAGCAGCAUGGUGAAACAACCAGGAAAUCUAAGCCUCUUUGCACCUGUGCCGACGGCAUUCGAGUCCCUCCCAGCCACCGUCAACAACAGUCUCAACGAUGACCCAUCCUUCCGCAAAAACCUCAUGUCCUACCACAUCGUCACUGGCAGCAUGGUAUCCGCAUUUUUCAACAACGAGGAGUUGUUGCCCACUGUUGCUGGCGCCGCUGUCCGCAUCAACAAGUACAUCGUCAAAAGUGGCAAGGAGAUUACGACAGUGUCCGGGAGCCCCGUCCUCCUCUCGGAUCUACCCUGCAGUAAUGGCAUGUUGUUUAUGAUGAAGGGAGUUAUCUACCCUGUACCUACCGGAAGUGCAUUCGACUAUGUGGCCGGAAGUGACAGUUUCAGCACCCUCCGUCUUGCCAUCACCAAAGCCAGCUUGUCCCAGGAAUUUGCAGCUGACCACCAGACUGUAUUUGCCCCAUCUGAUGCCGCCUUUGCUCGCCUCCCCCCUGGGGUCCUAGAUUCCCUGCUGGAAAACAUCCCCCGACUCCGGGGUGUGCUGCAAAACCACUUGGUUAACACAGGAACGUUCUUCAGUGCAGGGCUGUACGAAGGUCUAGUACUUCAAUCCUUACAGGGCAAGCUACAGAUAGGAGUCGGUGGCUUAACAGUGAAUGGGUCCAACAUCACGACAGCUGACACCACUGUGACCAAUGGCGUGCUCCACACCAUAGACUCUGUGCUGAUCCAAGCUUAGGUCCACAGCCUGAAGCACUCACUGAGAAUGUUCUGGGAGGCCACAACAGCUGGGUCUGGUGUCAUCCCUUGGCAACAGGAACAAUAUGUACUUUGUAUUUAUAAUUUGUAGAAUAAAUGUUUUCAGUGAA